This is a messenger RNA of Haliotis rubra (blacklip abalone), 1828 nucleotides long. Its product is annotated as neuronal acetylcholine receptor subunit alpha-10-like. NCBI's taxonomy places the organism in Eukaryota, Metazoa, Mollusca, Gastropoda, Lepetellida, Haliotidae. Gene Ontology annotation, biological process: chemical synaptic transmission; regulation of membrane potential; nervous system process. The transcript has 7 exons. The record is from RefSeq and is a predicted model, not a curated record. Gene Ontology annotation, molecular function: acetylcholine-gated monoatomic cation-selective channel activity; transmembrane signaling receptor activity. Bases 121 to 1458 code for a protein of 445 amino acids. Gene Ontology annotation, cellular component: synapse; neuron projection; postsynaptic membrane.
CCGACUGGGAAUUUCACUGGAAUUAAAUAGCAUCUGAGUCAUGUUGGACAUGGCAGGGUUGUGUUUGUUUACAACUCUGGAAUAAGGCACCAGCUGACUUAAUCUGAAACGAAAAAGAGGAUGGGAGUAGCAGGUCUCGACGCCCACCAACGAGCACUACUGGACAAGCUGUUUGCCAAGUACAAGAAAGAAGUGCGGCCAAUCUGUGAAGAGGACGCUCCUAUAGAGGUGAAAGUUGGCAUCGCUGUCAGACAGAUCAUGGAGCUGGAUGAACCCAGCCAGAUAUUGACUGUCAACGUCUGGGUCCGAUUGAACUGGUACGACUGUCAGAUGACCUGGAACGCCACCGAGUACGGCGGCAUCUCAAAACUCAUCCUUCCCUAUAAGAAAGUAUGGACUCCAGAUAUUACUCUAUAUGACAAUGCUGGAGACGAACUUAUUGGACUGAAGGACUACAGGCCGACCUUCACCUCAGACGGCGCCGCCAGUUACAACUUCCCCACCGUCAUCAAAAGUCUCUGUCCUGUCGACGUCACCUACUUCCCCUUCGACGGUCAAACCUGUGCCCUUCGGUUCGGUUCCUGGGCCUACAGUGGGCACCAGCUCAACAUCACCAUCGGCGACAAGGCAGCUGAUAUAUCGGACUACAAAGUCAACACAGAGUGGGAGCUGUUGAGUGUCCCAGCUGCGCGUCACGAGAAGUUCUACAGCUGCUGCCCGGAACCCUAUCCCGACGUGACGUUCUACAUCUCCAUGCGACGUAAGCCGUUCUUCUACAUCGUGAACCUGCUGUUUCCCUGUAUACUGAUCUCUGCUGUGGGUCUGCUGGGCUUCCUGCUACCUCCAGACGCCGGGGAGAAGGUUGCGCUAGAGAUCACGAUGCUGCUGUCGCUGUCAGUAUUCAUGCUGCUUGUGGCGCAGUCGUUGCCACCGACAUCGGACAACUUUCCUUGCCUAGGAAUCUACUUCUGCGUGGCAAUGCUGCUGGUGGCGCUCUCCACGGCCCUCACAGUGAUCGUGCUGAACGUGCACUUCCGCGGUCAGCAUGGCGACCCAGUUCCUCACUGGAUUAGGAAGAUAUUUCUCGGGACUCUUUCGGAGCUCCUUUGUGUGAGGAAAGAACCCGCAGUGUACCCAGUGAAGAUAAAGGACGUAUACAGUCACGUCCACAGGGACCAUUUCAACACGUUAAAGCAAAAGGAAAUGGUUAGUUUGGAAUCUCAAGACACUGGUGUGCUCGACUAUCAUCAUUUACUGCCAUUGAAACACGUGCUGGAGGAGCAGCUAUCCGUUCUGAAGGAGAUAAACAGCCGGUACAGCGACAAACAGGCUGCUGGGGUCAUUGAUGAGGAGUGGAGGAAGGUGGCAGUCGUGGUGGACAGACUGCUGCUUGUGCUAUUCUUCAUAGCAACUGUAGCCAGUACUGUGGGGAUUUUACUUUCCUGUAUCUUACAUUGAUCCCUGUAGUAGCCUUAACUUGAUGAACGCUAAACGUGGAAGUUACUCAGGCCAGGCCUCACACUCAGAGUGUGUGUGUGCGUGCGUGCGUGUGUGUAUGUGUGUGUGCGUGCGUGUCAGUGUAAAAGAGAGUAUUUAUAUAUUUAUAAUAGAGUCUUUUUGGAUAUGUCCAUCUUCACAAUUAAUGCAUAUUUGUUUAUCUGCUCCUGUAUCGAGUGAAUUAUGCAAUGUAUUUAAAUCUUCAUUUGUGUAUAUAUUCUGUAUAAUGUUUAUUGUUAAUAUCAACAGAGCUUGCUUUGAUGGUUUGUAAAGUCAACUCUUACAUCUUGACACUGUCCCUCCCAGACACAUCACAUUAGUGAUCUCAGUG